Molecule: messenger RNA, 1195 nt
Organism: Python bivittatus (Burmese python)
Lineage: Eukaryota; Metazoa; Chordata; Lepidosauria; Squamata; Pythonidae
Source: RefSeq, a predicted model, not a curated record
AUGCCACGCUUUGUGACAAAAUACACACUGAUUGAUGAGCAAGACAUUCCGCUUGUGGAGAGCUACUCUUUUGAGGCUCGGAUGGAAGUUGAUGCUGAUGGAAAUGGUGCUAGAAUUUUUGCUUUUGCAUUUGACAAAAAUCGAGGGAGGGGAUUUGGACGUCUGUUGCAUGAGUUACUGUGGGAGAGACACCGGGGAGGCAUUGCCCCAGGGUUCCAGGUGGUGCAUUUGAAUGCGGUGACGGUUGACAACCGCCUGGACAACUUACGAUUGGUGCCGUGGGGCUGGAGACCCAAAGCUGAAGAAAUCUCUAGCAAGCAAAGGGAACAAAGCUUAUACUGGUUGGCGAUACAGCAACUCCCCACAGAUCCCAUUGAGGAGCAGUUCCCUGUGUUGAAUGUAACACGCUAUUAUAACGCUAACGGAGAUGUGGUGGAAGAAGAAGAAAGUUCCUGCACAUACUACGAAUGUCACUACCCUCCCUGCACGAUGAUUGAGAAACAGUUACGCGAAUUUAACAUCUGUGGCCGAUGCCAGGUUGCGCGAUACUGCGGUUCGCAGUGCCAGCAGAAAGAUUGGCCAGCGCACAAGAAGCACUGUCGGGAGAAGAAGCGAGUCAUCCAACAAGAACUGGGACCAGAGCGAUGACCGGCUGGCCGAAGCCUUAGCUGCAAGGCCCCUUCCCCCGGAGGGCGAGGGGGGGUGCCUGCUUUGCACAGACUGCUCACUUGAAGCCAGAGGCACUGACAACGAGGAGAAGAAAAAACGAGACAAAAGACGACCUACCAACCCCUGUGAUGCUUGAGGAGAGGGAACUGGACUUUCCCUUCUAGUGUUAGUCUCAAGCAAAAAGACUACUGUGGAAGCUCUCCUGGCUGGAAGCUUCUUGUUAUUUAUAUGUUAAUAUGUUUGUAAAGUUGUGUACAGGUUUCUGUUUUGUUUUCGGGGUUUGUUUUUGUUUUGGGGUUUUGUUUUGUUUUUUGGUUUUUUUUGGGGUUAGCAGUUCUCUUAUCUAGGACUCAUUUACUGUAACGUUCGGGUGAGAACACAUUGUUGGUUGAAAUAACUGUCCUGUAGCGAAAGCUUUUUUCCUCCCCCUGUGGCUGGGAGAAGGCCAGGGGGCCUAGCGCAGACAUCAGUUAAUCUGAACAACUCUGCAUGGAAGUUGUGUUUUCAAGUAAAGGAUUGGAAUGGA